This is a messenger RNA of Rattus rattus (black rat), 450 nucleotides long. RefSeq lists its product as uncharacterized. NCBI's taxonomy places the organism in Eukaryota, Metazoa, Chordata, Mammalia, Rodentia, Muridae. The record is from RefSeq and is a predicted model, not a curated record. Bases 1 to 450 code for a protein of 149 amino acids. The transcript has a single exon.
AUGGCGGCGACGAAGGAGACCGGGCGAGCGGCAGCCCCGAGCGGGAAGCGCCGGAGGGGCCUCCGCCAUCCUGCUUCGGACUCCCAGACCCUGGCGCGGCUCGCAGCAGGACCAUGGCUUCCUGGGGCUCUUACCUGCUCGAAGCGGACUCGAGGAGAUGCGGCCACACGUUCUGCUCGACCGCCCGUUUUGCCGCCUCCGCCUCGCCCUCCCCAGCGCCGCUGCCGCCAUCUUGUGUCCCGGGCCGGGACUCUGCGCUGCGCAUGCGUUGGUACCGCCUCUGAAGGACCUCGCCACGGCCGCGCCGCCAUCUUGAGUGUGGCAAUGUUGGCUGGUUCCCCAGACCUUGAUUGCUUUCUCCCUCCCCCUCCCCAACUCCCCAUUUUCCGGUCCUUCUCUGUUGUCCCUUGUGGUCCUCAAGAGGAGGAAAAGCAGCUUUGCUGUUCUUGA